CCGUUACCCCUCAACAUCUCGCGAUACCAAGGCGCAGGAGCCGCUCUCUACUAGCUUGGACUUGCAGGAAAGAUGGAGUAUCCUGCGUUGGGCACUGUGGAUGCUGCGGAUGGCCGAAGGGCCGAGCCAUACAACAGCUCGGGAGAGCGGGAGGGCGGGGAACCGGACGGGGUGCGCUUGGACCGCGAGAGGGCGCGCCGCCUGUGGGAAGCAGUGUCCAGUACUCAGCCGGUGGGGAGGGAGGAAGUGGAGCACAUGAUCCAGAAGAAUCAGUGUCUCUUCACCAACACCCAGUGUAAGGUUUGCUGUGCCUUGCUGAUUUCUGAGUCCCAGAAGCUGGCACAUUACCAGAGCAAAAAACAUGCCAACAAAGUGAAGAGAUACCUAGCAAUCCAUGGAAUGGAGACAUUAAAGGGGGAAAUGAAGAGGCUAGACUCAGAUCAGAAGAGCAACAGAAGCAAAGACAAGAACCAGUGCUGCCCCAUCUGUAACAUGACCUUUUCCUCCCCUGUUGUGGCCCAGUCGCAUUACCUGGGGAAGACCCACGCAAAGAACUUAAAGCUGAAGCAGCAAUCCACUAAGGUGGAAGCCUUGCACCAGAACAGAGAGAUGAUAGACCCAGACAAGUUCUGCAGCCUCUGCCAUGCAACUUUCAAUGAUCCCGUUAUGGCUCAACAACAUUAUGUGGGCAAGAAACACAGGAAGCAGGAGACCAAGCUCAAACUCAUGGCACACUAUGGACGACUAGCAGACCCUGCUGUCACUGACUUAUCAGCCGGGAAGGGCUACCCCUGCAAGACGUGUAAGAUAGUGCUGAACUCCAUAGAACAGUACCAGGCUCACAUCAGUGGCUUCAAACACAAGAACCAGUCACCAAAAACAACGGUAUCACCCUUGGGCCAGAUUCCAGUACAGAAUCAACUCAUUCAAAAAGAUUCAAGCACCUUGGAAGACUAAAGAUGUUUCUGUCCAACAGCUCGUGUUGGACUAGCCAUGAGCCAGCUUCCUGUGACUGUGGUCAGCUCCUGGCUCCCUCUUUCUCCUUUCUUACACCAGGAGAAGAUGUAGUCCUAAGCCUCUGAUUGGCCCAGGGAAAUCCACUCCUGCUCCUCCUCCUUGGUAUGGACCCUGUAGGUCAUUACAGGGAGGCAGGGGUAUUAAGAAGAUUGGAGUAGUAGUUUGAAGAAUGGCCUUCCUCCUUCUUCAGCCCCUCUGGGCCAUAUAUUCUGUGGCCCCAGUGCCUAUUUUCCUCUCAAGGUCAGUUUUGGGCAAAAAUUCCUGCAGCUAAAGACCAGAAUUGUCCCUGGGCUCCAGGCAUCUCUGGUGGAACUGGAGCUUUCAUGCAGACUUUGGCAAGAAAGGAAAUAGUUAGAUGGAAGUGGCUGCCACAUGGAAGCUUAGAGCUUAUAUCACAAUCUUCCCGCACAGACACCCUCCCAAAGUACAGGCUUUCCUGAGCCUUGGACCAGAUGCUGCCCCGCUGUGCAGUUCUGCCAACUGUGAUGUGUCCUCCUGGAGCACUGACACUGUUCUGGCAGAGCAUUCCCAUCCCUCUUGCCAUCUCCAUGGUUCCUGAUGGUGCUAAGGAUCUGUGACAGCUAAGGACAAGCUGGAGCUGGAAGAGGCCUCAGUGCCCAGUGGAACCAUAGGAAGCUCCAAUGGGGACCUUUUGCCUCCUCCAUUAGAGGUCCUCUGGCCCAAGGUCAUGUGGGAAGUCCCCCACCUGCUACUUUCCUUUAUGGUUUUGUGCCCUUAAAAGCAAAUUGCCUCACGCCAGCCAGCUGAGAGAUUCAUUGCUACCUUUCAGCCCUAUUAAACCUUUCCUUCCCCUUGUGCAGUGGAUCACAAUGCCCAGGUUGCUGUGGUGCUAUCCUUCACUCAUCAUCCACAGAGAAACUCCCAGGUACCAAGGAGACAGGGGGCCCCCCAGGGAAAGAAACAGAAAGCUGGUGCAAGUUUCUACAGUAAGGAGCUGGGCAGUUUAUAAUCCCAGCACUUGGGAGGCUGAGUCAGGAGGAUUGAUGCAAGUUUGAGGCCAGCCUGGGCUACAUAGUGAGCUCAAGGCCAGCCUGAACUACAUAGUAAGACCCUGUCUCAAAAAAAGUUUCUACAGUGAGGAAACAUGUUUCCUGGACCCCAAACCCAGGUUUCUUUCAACUUCACUGUUCUGUGGCCUGGUACUUUCCUGGGAGAGCAGUUUUUCCAUGUAGCUUUUGAGCGGGAAUUCCAGGGAGUGUCAUCUGAGGCUCCUCUUCAUUGGAUUAAAGAAGCCUCCAGCUGCUGUUGUG
Messenger RNA from Heterocephalus glaber (naked mole-rat), 2288 nucleotides. It is a transcript of the gene Znf346, whose product is annotated as zinc finger protein 346. Gene Ontology annotation, molecular function: double-stranded RNA binding; zinc ion binding. NCBI's taxonomy places the organism in Eukaryota, Metazoa, Chordata, Mammalia, Rodentia, Bathyergidae. The record is from RefSeq and is a predicted model, not a curated record.